AGACAAAAGCUAGAUUCAAAAUGUUGAUGUAAAAUGGUGAGUUAACUCGGAGCGCGUUGGGCGAGAAAGCUGAGUUUUGAUGUUGACUUAUUUGGGUACCGUUACACGUUACGGUCUUUUUCUUACACAAACAAAUCAAACGUAAGACGACGACACCACCACCUACCUACACUUUCAAAUUUCAAAUUUCUCUCUGUUUCUCUCUCUCUCUCUGUGUUUCUUUUUACAUACCCCCCAAUUUCACAACACAACCCUAAAAAUCUUUCUAUCUAUUUCAUCAUCCACUCUGCAAAAAUCGAUUCUUUUCUCCAAUGGGUGCUUCUGGAAAAUGGUUUAAAUCACUUCUUUCCAAUAAGAAAUCCGAUCAAGAGAAAAAGUGUAGUAGUACUAAGAAGAAAUGGAAGAUAUGGAAAACUUCUUCUUCUUCUUCUUCUUCUUCAACCAUCAACAAGACUGUGUCUGAUUCUUCCAUUACAGAUACUGCUGCUGCAGUUGCUGUCGUUGUUCGAGCUGCACCUAAAGAUUUCAUCCUUAUCAGGCAGGAAUGGGCUGCUAUCCGCAUUCAGGCUCUUUUUCGAGCCUUCUUGGCUAGACGAGCUUUGAGAGCAUUGCGAGCAGUGGUGAGGCUGCAAGCAAUAUUUAGAGGCAGGCAAGUCAGAAAACAAGCAGCUGUUACUCUAAGGUGCAUGCAAGCUCUGGUUAGGGUUCAGGCACGUGUAAGAGCUAGGAAUGUGAGGAAAUCUCCAGAAGGCAAAGCAGUGCAGCAGCUAUUAGAUGACCAUCGCAACCAUGCUGAUUCUGCUAAGCUUGUAGAGCAAGGAUGGUGUGAAAUUCCUGGAACUGCAGAUGAAGUUAAAGCAAAGCUAAGAAUGAGGCAAGAAGGUGCCAUCAAGAGGGAUAGAGCAAUGGCAUACUCUCUAUCCACACAGUCAAGAAUAAGUGCUAGUCCAAACUCAAAAUCCACAAAAUCAGUGUCUCUUUUCAAGCAUCAUCACAACCUUGACAACAAGAGCUUAGGAAAUAAUUUGUUAGAGCGCUGGAUGGCAAACAAACCAUGUCCAUGGGAGAGUCCAAUCUCAAGCAGGAAGAGUGAAGAACUUGUUCCUACUUUUCAAUCAAGAAGGAAUGGUGUGACAACUAGGAUUUCAGCUCUUAAAAUCUGUCAGCAAACUCCAUCAUCUUCGACUUUAAGCUCCGAAUACAUGAAUGAUGAUAGCAUUUUAUCAACUUCAUGUACAUCUGGAUCUCCAUCUAUGCCAGAAGCAACAGAGGAAAAAGAUGCUCACCUGCCUAGCUACAUGAAUUUGACAGAAUCAACUAAGGCUAAGCUCAAAACUUACAGGUCUUCUUCGCAGAGUUCGAAGAGACUCGUAAUGGAUGAUUGUAUGUCUCAUAACACAAGUACAACUUUUCUGAAUGGAGAUAAUAGUAUAAAUAGUUCUGGUUCUGAACCUUCAGUUAAUUUAUGGAAGGAUCAUUGUGCAACACCUCUAAGGGCAAGUUAUUAUCAAAAACGAUAUGGCAGGAGAUAGAGAAUUACUCUAACAGUUGCAGCAUGAUGCUGUCUACUUUCAUUGAGUUCAACAGCUUGUUGUCCAUUGUCAUCUUGACACAGUGAAAUGAACUGAUUUGGUUUUGAUGUAGUCACAAAUUCUACGCUUUCACUCAAUCAAUACAGCGGUGCCAUUUAUGAGAAAGUGGCUAACUUUUAGUGUAGAUAAAAAAUUUAUGUGAGGAAUGAAAUAGCAAACUAUUGCGCUACAUUAAUUUAUAUUGUGUGUUUUACUUUUAAAUAUACAUAAUAGUUGUUUUUUUGUUGUUCUUUAUCCUGUAAUCCCCACAGACAUAGCUUUGGAUUAAUCUUGACAUUACGUUUGAACCAUGUUUAAAUUUUGAGUAA
Molecule: messenger RNA, 1900 nt
Organism: Medicago truncatula (barrel medic)
Lineage: Eukaryota; Viridiplantae; Streptophyta; Magnoliopsida; Fabales; Fabaceae
Product: protein IQ-DOMAIN 1
Exons: 5
Coding region: 312-1532 (406 amino acids)
Molecular function (GO): protein binding
Source: RefSeq, a predicted model, not a curated record